AUGGUACGAACUAAAAAGCCAAUUGCAGAACCUGGUCCGAAAUCUAGAGGUUCACGAAAGCGAACACAGGAUGAAGACGAAUCUAACAAGGAUAUUCCAACAAAACGACGAAGUGGUCGCGAAACAGCUACGUCGAACUCGAAUAUCAUUGCAGGUAGUCACCGUUCUGAGUAUGACUUUCCUUCGGACGAAGACGAUGUAGCUUCACCCGUGAAAAAGACUCCGAGCAAAAAGAAGCAGCUCCCAACUGCCUCAACACCUAAGAAUAUUGAAGUGUCAACACCUAGAGGCCGCAAGAGAAAUGGCGCAGACCUCGCAACACCGUCUAAAACAAAUGGUAGUACAGCGCAGACACCGAGAUGGAAACGAAACGAUCGCUCCGCAAGGAAGAAGAGCGCUAGGGCCCUAAUCGAACAAGUCGUAGGGGAGAACGGAAGUGACGAAGAAGCAGAUGAAGAUAUUGCGAGAGAGAUUUUUGAAUCAAGUGAGGAUGAGGAAGAUGAGGAGGGAGAAGAGUCUGAUAACAUACCCGAAGAACCCGCGACUCCAUCUGGAAAACCUCGUCGAGGCAGGCCGAAAACGAAGCUUACUACCAAGCGAGCAAGGAAGAAAUCGCCUACUCCGCCUCGAGACCUACCUCCACACGAGCUAUAUUUCGCGCAAAACCGACCGGGGGCUUCGAAGACCUCUAGUAACAAUAUUACAUCCCUAAAACUUCUAACUCACGACGAAUACUUCUCGAUACUACGCGAUUACACAGACCCACACGCCGAAGACGUCGAGUUCCUGGAAUCGAUACAUGUCGAGUCAUUCCCGCAAUGGAUAUUCGAGCUCACUCAGGGGUUUAGCAUAUGCUUAUACGGGUAUGGAUCGAAGCGAGGCCUUCUACACCAGUUCGCCAAAUACACAUACGAGAAAUAUUCGGACCACAUCGCAAAUAAGAUCGUUAUAAUAAACGGAUAUGUGCGAACGAGCUCUUUACGCGAAAUACUGGGUACUGUUGCUGGUGCGGUUAAUCCCGCCCACAAGGUCCCUGCCGGUAAUCCGUCGGCUAUGUUGGACAGUGUGAAGUCUCUGCUCUCGUCUCACGAUGUGGUUGUUACGGUCAUCCUAAACUCUAUCGACGCCUUGCCUCUUCGAAAAGUUGGAACGCAAUCUAUUCUUGCUCAACUGGCGGCUCACCCGAAUAUUCGACUUAUUUGCUCCGCCGACACGCCGGAUUUCCCCCUACUCUGGGAUAGUAGCCUGCGUUCCUCGUUCAACUUCGUGUUCCACGACUGUACGACGUUUGCCCCUUUUACAGCGGAGCUUGAGGUCGUGGAUGAUGUGCAUGAGCUUCUGGGCAGGAAGGCGAGACGGGUUGGAGGGAAGGAAGGUGUUGCUUACGUUCUUCGCAGUUUACCCGAGAACGCCAAAAACCUCUUCCGCCUGCUGGUUGGCGAGGUCCUAGUGGUUAUGGACGACGGGUCUGAUGGCGAGAAUUCCGGGGUGGAGUAUCGCAUGGUUUACAACAAGGCGGUCGAGGAAUUUAUUUGCAGUUCGGAGAUGGCUUUCCGGACGUUAUUGAAAGAGUGUGUUCCUCUCCCCUUUUAUACCCGAAAUAUGUGA
Molecule: messenger RNA, 1608 nt
Organism: Annulohypoxylon maeteangense
Lineage: Eukaryota; Fungi; Ascomycota; Sordariomycetes; Xylariales; Hypoxylaceae
Product: origin recognition complex subunit 2
Exons: 1
Coding region: 1-1608 (535 amino acids)
Biological process (GO): DNA replication
Cellular component (GO): nuclear origin of replication recognition complex; nucleus
Molecular function (GO): DNA replication origin binding
Source: RefSeq, a predicted model, not a curated record